Cricetulus griseus (Chinese hamster) is the source of this 777-nucleotide messenger RNA. The record is from RefSeq and is a predicted model, not a curated record. Lineage: Eukaryota; Metazoa; Chordata; Mammalia; Rodentia; Cricetidae.
AUGGAUCCCAGCUUCAUCUAUCCCUAUAAAGAUUAUGAUUUAAUCGAAGAUAUGACCGGUGCAGGAAAAGCUCGGAUGUUCAGUUUUGGUGGAUUGGCAAAAACCAAAGAUGGACGAAUCAUUCUGCCCUCUAAAGAAGGACAAGACUAUGUGAGACAAAUACACCAGCUGACUCAUCUUGGAAAUGAAAAACUUAAGCAAUUAAUCAAAGAACCAAGGAUCGCCUGGUGGGCCUGUGGCACCGGCCUGACCCCCUGCUUGCAUACUUCACUUUUUAACAGUACUAGGGACUUUUGUAUUUUGGUCCAGCUGGUGCCUAGGGUCAUCUAUCAUGAUGAUAGCUCAUUUAUAGAUGAAUUUGAUCACCGUACUCGUUACAAGAGGGAACCUGUUACCCUGCCCUUAGCUGUCUUGUUAGGACUAGGAGUAGCAGCAGGGGUUGGAACUGGGGUAGCUGCUCUUGUCCAACAACCGUCCUACUAUAAUGAGCCUAGAGCGGCUGUGGAUGCAGACCUGGGAGCGUUGGAGCAGUCCAUAACUAAACUAGAAGAGUCAUUGACUUCACUGUCAGAGGUAGUGCUGCAAAACAGAAGGGGAUUAGACCUGCUUUUUCUUAAAGAGGGAGGGCUCUGUGCUGCCUUAAAGGAAGAAUGUUGCUUUUAUGUAGAUCAUUCGGGUGUCAUCAGAGAUUCCAUGACAAAGCUUAGAAAAAGGCUAGAAAGCAGAAGUUUAUGUAGAUCAUUCGGGUGUCAUCAGGGACUCCAUGACAAAGCUUAG